AUGUCCGGUUGGAAUUCUUCAUACGUUUUUGGUAAUGAUUUGAUAAGCGGUUGGGGACCCAGCGAAUUCGGACAAAGGAGAGGAGCGUCGGAAGCAGAAGUUACCGCCUUAUCAUUGACUUUUGUCUUAUCAGUCGUGCUAAACGUGUCCAUAGCAUGCGCGGUUUUACGUUACAGAGAAAUGCGUACGAUAACAAAUUGUUUUCUAUUGAAUUUAACAGCCGCGGAUUUGGUGUUCGCGAUGGGGAUUCCGUUCGUUGCCGUGACAAGAAUCACUCAAAAUUGGAUAUUGGGUGAUGUGACUUGUAGAAUUUUGCCUUAUUCUCAAUUUGUCUGCGGUUUCGUCCUUUUGUGGACUCUUACACUCAUAAGCAUCGACAGGCAUCGAUGUAUUGUCGUACCACCGUACAGAUCAAAAUUAACAUCGAAACUUGCCGGUGCACUCACAUUCGGAACGUGGCUAUUGGCAGCCAUACUUUUUUUACCCGUCGCAUUUUGGUUCAGACAAGAAAAAAUUGAUCAAAAGACGCUUAUAUGCACUCUAGUUUUUCCAAGUUCGAACGCGAUAAAUUUUUCGUUGCUUUUCACGAUUCCCGUUGUGUUGUUCACGUGUUUGUUACCAAUGAGCUUAUUGGUUUUUUACUACCAAAGAAUAUUUAAAAAAUUAACAAAGACUAAAAAUCGUUGGUCUAAUAAUACUCAAGUCACGAUGAUAUCGAGCAUAUCAGAUCUCAAUCCGAAUCCUCCACCGAAUUCUAGGAGGCAAAGCGCGUUAAGCAUAAUCGGAGGAGCAUUCACUAGUCCGUUGUCUCGUAAAGCAUCCACGAGUAGUCAAACAGUUUUCAAUACAGGUUUGAAAAUGAGAGCGGGAUCUCUGUCGCAACACGAAGAACUUCGUCUCGCGAAACACGUUCGAGUCGUUAGGAUAUUGUUGUUGAACGUUGUAGCUGUUCUUAUAAUGUGGCUUCCUAUCACGAUAAUAAUGUUUCUCAUUUACGUCGACGGUAGUCGUCCUAACGAAGACACAAAUUUCUUUUUAAGAUCUCAUCAUUUUAUAUGGUCUUUGCUCAUAGCAUUGCUCAACACGAUAGUCAAUCCAUUGCUGUACGGAGUCCUUUCGGAAAAUUUCAGAUCGUAUUUUGUGAGACUUUGGCUCAAUUCGAAAAGGAAAAAAAAAUGGCAGAAUUAUACGGGUGCUCCAUUGAAAGGCAACAACGUGAGCAAAUCAAACAAUGACGACACGGAAAGAAAUGUUAACGAAGAAAAUGCAACGAGCGGCGGAAAUGAAUCUCCGAGAUCCACGGGAAGAUGGAACGAUGCUUAUUCGGCGUCACAAAUCAAAGGACACGUUUACACUCGACCCAUGUAA
Molecule: messenger RNA, 1368 nt
Organism: Pediculus humanus corporis (human body louse)
Lineage: Eukaryota; Metazoa; Arthropoda; Insecta; Psocodea; Pediculidae
Product: class A rhodopsin-like G-protein coupled receptor GPRnna15, putative
Exons: 3
Coding region: 1-1368 (455 amino acids)
Biological process (GO): G protein-coupled receptor signaling pathway
Cellular component (GO): membrane
Molecular function (GO): neuropeptide Y receptor activity
Source: RefSeq, a predicted model, not a curated record